Messenger RNA from Eutrema salsugineum, 1335 nucleotides. Its product is annotated as TVP38/TMEM64 family membrane protein slr0305. The record is from RefSeq and is a predicted model, not a curated record. NCBI's taxonomy places the organism in Eukaryota, Viridiplantae, Streptophyta, Magnoliopsida, Brassicales, Brassicaceae. Gene Ontology annotation, cellular component: membrane. The transcript has 9 exons. The coding region runs from base 304 to 1152 and encodes 282 amino acids.
ACGCGGUUUAUUGUAACCAGUCACAGUUCAUAUAUGCUUAAUUAUGCUCUCACGCUAAAGAUGGAGUCUGCAAACCAAAUCAACAAUUGAAUCUCCUCCUUCACGAAACCUCCAAUCCAAUUAAAUCUCUAUCCUUUUUCGGUUUCGGAUUACAUUAUCUCCACGGCAAGCGCCAUAGGCAAUCUUCGCCCUUAAGGUUUCAGGGGAAUUCUCUUUGCUUUGCUUCUCAGAGAACAAUCCAUCGAUCCGGCAGCGCCGUGAAAGAGUCACCGGAGGCGAUUUUGCGUCGUAAGAUCGCCGUUUAUGGCGUUUACGUGGGGAUCUGCUCUCCGGGUUUCCGUACUUUUGAUCCUUGUAGCUGCAAUUGUCUUAGCUUGCUAUUUUCUCCCCGUCGAGCAGCUUUUGAAGGAUUUUUUGUUAUGGGUUGAACAAGAUCUAGGUCCUUGGGGACCUUUUGCCCUAGCUGUUGCGUACAUUCCUUUAACAGUUUUGGCUGUUCCUGCCUCGGUUCUAACGAUCGGUGGUGGCUACCUUUUUGGGCUGCCAAUUGGUUUUGUGGCUGAUUCGGUCGGUGCUACACUUGGCUCAGGAGCAGCAUUCCUUCUAGGCCGUACUAUUGGAAAACCUUUUGUAGUUGCAAAAUUGAAGGAUUAUCCUCAGUUUCAGUCAGUGGCACUUGCAAUUGAGAAAUCCGGUUUCAAGAUAUGCUUGCUGCUCCGGCUUGCUCCUCUUCUUCCCUUCAGCAUGUUGAACUACCUCUUAUCUGUAACGCCAAUUCCGCUGGGGCCAUACUUGCUUUCUUCUUGGUUAGGGAUGAUGCCAAUAACGCUUGCGUUAGUGUAUGUUGGAACAACUCUAAAAGACCUUUCUGAUGUGACUCACAAGUGGAGUGAAUUCUCGCUAAGUCGUUGGGCUUUCUUGAUUUCAAGCCUUGUAAUAUCCGUGAUAUUAAUGGUCUGUGUUACCAAGGUGGCACAGAACGCUCUGAGAAAAGCUUUAGCUGAGCACGGAGGAGACAUGAACGGAGCGGUUGCAGCGUCGCCGGAGCUGAACGUUACGUCUGAUGACGCUCCGGCGGAUUUAAAUGAGCCUCUAUUAAUAAAGAUAGAUUCUCAACAACCACCUCAGGACCAAGAAAACCGUAGUCAUUAAAGAAGCUACUGGUUAAUUACUUUGUACAAUAAUAUUUUUUUAUCUUUUAACUUACAAAGCUUAGGUUCUUUGGGCAAAAGAGUCAGCCGUUAAUGCACAGAUGAUAUAUAUCGCUGUAGUUUUUCGUUUUCUUGGUUUUUGUUUGUAUAAUAACAUAGAUUAAUAAAUUAUUUUAAAAAAAAA